AUGAAAUUCGUGUCGUUUGUCGUGGUACUACUCAUCACAAUCAUCUCGACCGCCGAGGCCGGCCGGACCAAAGACGCGUGGCCGAAAGAUUUCGAUGUGACGAAACUGACGGCAUGGCCAAAGAUGAAGAAAGAAUCCGAAGACUGGAUUGGUGUUCCCAUUCAACGUCGUAUCGUUGGCGUACGGUUCGCGAACGGCACCGAAGUCAUCGACAAAAAGCGUCUCUUCCGACCCAUCCGCAUUUUUAUUGUGGAGCCGACGAGACUCAUCCGCGGCCUGGCCAUCGCCUAUGGCGUUCUGGGCUUCCUGGGCUCCGCCGUCUUCCUCUAUUUUUGUACCAAGAACAUGUGGAAGACGGGAGUAAUUGUUACAGUCACCGAUCUUCACGCCGAGCACAAAAAGAGGGAGUGUCCGGUAAUGUUGACACUGUGCAUGAAUGCGAAAAAGGAGGGAAAGACUGAAAUUGUAAAAACCGCUCCAGGCCGAAAACAAGGAUCAAGUGUUCAGGAGGAUAAGAAAGUGAACUGA
Messenger RNA from Caenorhabditis briggsae, 528 nucleotides. The transcript has 5 exons. Bases 1 to 528 code for a protein of 175 amino acids. NCBI's taxonomy places the organism in Eukaryota, Metazoa, Nematoda, Chromadorea, Rhabditida, Rhabditidae. The record is from RefSeq and is a predicted model, not a curated record.